AUGAAAUAUUUAAUUCCUUUUUCUUUUCUACUAUUAAUAUUUGUUAUUACUGUUUUUAAUAGAGAAACACCAGAACCAUCAAUUAAUGGAACCAAACGUCCAUGGAGAACGUGGAAUAUAUCAUUAAAUAACUCAUUAGUACUAAGAUUAGGAUUAAGAGGAGUAAACAGAUACAACAAAAUGCAUAAAAAUUCUACCUUAACAUUUAUUAACGUUACAAAAACUUUGAAACAUGGUAAAAUAUGCAGUGGAAACAAAGAAGUUAAACUAUUAAUAUUGGUUUCAUUAAACUAUAGUAAUAGUACAAGUGAUAAUAAAUGUCAAAAAUUUCGUACAGUAUAUAAUGUAACUAAUGAAGGUAAAGGCAAAAGAUAUUACCCAAAAAGAUACAGACUUUUUAAUAGUAUUCUGAAAGGAGAAUGUAAGCAAACCGUAAACAAUAAAACAAUUUUGGCAAAUAUAAAAGCAGUAGACAAAAAAAAAAACAAAUUAAAAUUAGGUUCAACACCAAUACGAGAAACAACAAAGUUACCAAAAUAA
Messenger RNA from Strongyloides ratti, 540 nucleotides. RefSeq lists its product as hypothetical. The record is from RefSeq and is a predicted model, not a curated record. NCBI's taxonomy places the organism in Eukaryota, Metazoa, Nematoda, Chromadorea, Rhabditida, Strongyloididae. Bases 1 to 540 code for a protein of 179 amino acids. The transcript has a single exon.